CCCACCCUGCGGCCUGCAUCCACCUAGGUGGCUGACGAUGGAACGUGCAUCGUGUCAGUCGGUACUUUAACAUCCACACCGAGCUACCACGAAGAGGGGUCGGAUCGCGAAGUCGGUUGGUGCUCUGCGCCAAGGGUGUGUCGUGUCGCGGAGGACUGAAGGUCCGAUGAGAGGACGCCGUACAACGCCGGCCCGAACGUACGAGGACCGGUCGGCGUAACGACAGGAAGCGUAGAAGGGACACGCGACGAAUCCAUUCAUUACUGGGUGACUCGACGAUAGCCAAGCCUCGACUACGUAUAUGUGCGCUCGUACGUGGACGCACGAAUAGGCGGGUUUCUGCCUGUUAUCGUUCACGGGAGCGUACAUGUGGCUUUAUUGGCAUUGAUUGGGGGCAGUAGACACGCACGACACACGUCAGAGCCACGACAUUAUUAUUUUUCUCUUCCUCUCUAUCUCUCUAUCUCGUUUUAUUUCCCCCCUUUUCCCUUGAUCGACGACGACGACGACAACGACGACGACGACGACAAUAUCAUCGCCGGGAACCAUGGCGAAUUGGGAUUGGGAAGACACCGACUGGGACUGGGAAGACACGGAAGAUUGUUCCUGCGAAGAGGAGCAGAAGCAGAUUAUCUCGGAACCGGAGAUUGACAAGGAGUGGCUAGGAGGUAUCCUAAGGGAGUUUCACAAAGAACCGGUCACUAUAACCGAGUGUAACGUAAGCCCAGGCUGUAUGAGUAACGAAAGUGCGCUUAGCGCAAUUAUUCGUGUUAAAGUCAAGUACACGUUGAACGACUCGAACUCGACGCAAGAUCUGUCCUUAAUCGUGAAAGAACUACCGAAGGAUGCGUUCAGUCGUUUCUUCGUUAUCGAAGGACAAUUCGAUCUGCGAGAGAUUAAAUUUUACACACGGGUGAUGCCCGAUUUGAAGGAGUUUCAAAAGAAACAAUUAGCAGAUAAAGGGGAUACGAACGAGGAGAUCGUUCUAUCGGUUCCGGUGUGUUAUCACGCGCAUUAUACACCAGCGGAGGAGACGGAUGACAGUCCCACCACGCCCGAUUCAAUUUUGGUAUUGCACGAUCUCCGUGAUUCCGCUUUCCGUAACAUCAAAUUUCGAGAAGGGCUGACGUACGAUCAGACUAAGGUCGCGUUAGAUGCCAUAGCGCGUAUACACGCGCAUUCUUUAGCGAUGAAGGUGAUAGAGGAACAGCAUCUCUCGGAGCGUUACCCAUUCCUCUUCCAAACAGCGAAGGCAACGGAUUCGUACCAACAACUGGUAGAACGUGGUCUCCCGCAGCUAGCAAAGUUCUUGAAAAGUACACCGGGUCUGGAAGCGAUACUCGAGGCUUUACUCGUCCUACGACCUAAAACUAAACACAUAAUAUCCGCGCUGCUAGCACCGGAAGGACCGUUGGCACUCAUCACGCACACAGACUUCUGGUGUAACAAUUUACUAUUCAAGGAAGGAGACAAUGGUCUCGAGUGCUGUAUACUAGACUGGCAAAUGGUCACCUACAGUAGACCAACCAAUGACAUAGCGCUAUUAUUAGUCAGUUCUUUGCCAACGGAAUUACGUCGAAAACACACGGAUACCUUCCUCGACAUCUACUGGGACGCGUUAACCAGCACGUGUUCCCGUCUCGGUGUCGACAUCCCCAAGGAUUUGGGGUACACGAGAGAAGAGUUGAACAAGGAUUACAGGCGUUCGCAACUCUUAGCGCUUUUACUUUGCAUCGGGUCGGUUGACGUUGCUUUGGGCGAUCCCGAGACCGAGCAACGUUUAAUCGACGUACUGAAAGAUCUUCACAAUGAAGGUGUACUUACAGACGAGACUGUGAUUGCCACCAGCGAAAAUAACCCUUAGUCAACGUUAUUACCGCCCAUGAUAGUGCUACAGCGAAUUAAUAUUUCUACGCGAGAUGCAAAUCGAAGAGACUAAGUUGUGGGACUGAUUGAUCGCUCUGUCAGCCAUAAGCUUGCGAUCAACGUAUGAUCUCAUCUCGAGGAAAAGGCUUGUGUCGAUGAUAAUGUAAUUGCGGGUAGUUAAAGAAAUCCAAGUCACAUUGAAAUUAUCCUUAACAUGAAAGAAAUAGAGUUGAUGGAUUAGAUCGUUUUGUUUGAGAACAUUUCAACGUUAAACCGUGUUUGCCACGUACACUUAUACAGACACACACCCACGGAAACACGCGUACACGUAUAUUUUAAAGUUUAAGGAAAACGGAAUAUUAAUAAACAUUGUACGGAAUUUUAAAAUUAAACAUGACUCAAAAUGCAAAAGAACUAUUAAUAGCACGUUCAGCCAAAUAAAUUAGAUCUUAAAUGAUAUUGUUCUUCUGAACCAAUUAAAUGUAACACUUAGUUGGUUAAAAUUUCUUUCUCCGACUACAUUUCUUCCCGCAAUUAUUGUAACGGCUAUAAGAUCGACAUUCCGUUAUCGCUGAUUUACGUAUGCAAUAAUUAUAUUAUUCUCUUUCUUUGUACAAACUAUAUAAAUAAAAUAUACUUUGAUGUUGUCAUGAA
Molecule: messenger RNA, 2520 nt
Organism: Osmia lignaria (orchard mason bee)
Lineage: Eukaryota; Metazoa; Arthropoda; Insecta; Hymenoptera; Megachilidae
Product: putative oxidoreductase dhs-27
Source: RefSeq, a predicted model, not a curated record